This is a messenger RNA of Chara braunii, 3275 nucleotides long. NCBI's taxonomy places the organism in Eukaryota, Viridiplantae, Streptophyta, Charophyceae, Charales, Characeae. The record is from the annotation of a GenBank genome assembly.
UUGAUUACAGAAAGGUGGAAGGUCAAGGAUGCUUCUACGGCAUGAUCUCAUUGCCCCGCUCAAGGAAAAGGUGCUGAUCUUUGCUUAUCUUUAUGGAGAGGCUCGGCAGCAAAUGUCAUUGAUUUUGCAUCGUGGAAAAGUGAUGGGAAGAAGGGGUGGGAGUCAGGGAAGCUCCCUCAUGUCUGUCGAUAGGGAGAUACCACACUCGUCUUUGUCAAGAAGGGGGGCAUUGUUCGGUGGGACGCCCGUCGAAGAUGUUGAAAUUUUCAUGUUCAGGAACAUUGCUGUCAAGGCUGUGUGCGCCGACCAGGCCUCAGGGAUAUACUACUGGGUGGAGUUCGAUGACAUCCUUCCACGCGACAUGUCAGCAAACGAUAGAAAGGCUUUUUGGGACAGGAGCAGACGGCUGCAGCAUGGGUCGCUGGUCUGCCUCUGUCGGUCAGAGAACAGCAGAAAGACUGACUCUGACGCAACUCAGGGUCAGGAGGUGAGAGGGAUGCCUACAGUGCUGCUAUUUGGCACAAUAUCUGUUCGAGAUGUCGAGCAGUUGGCGCAAAGCGCCACAACAGGAAGGAUUCAAGUGGGGAUAUCCAUGUGCGGGAGUCAGUCCUUUAGUGAAAAGGCGAUGGAGUUGCUUUCAGAGACCUUGCCAAAGCACCAACGAUAUGGCUGGCAGCGCGGAGCUGCCGCCCAGAAUAAUGGGCCUGGAAUCACAGAUGAAAACAACUGCAGCGGCCAAGAAGGGAGGGGGGAGAAGAAGGGGUGGUAUCCUUAUGAGUCAGGCAUUGUAAUGCUGGAAGCAGCGUCAAACUACUUCGCUUACGAGCCAGUGUUGAAGGCGUUGCAGACACACACCGAGCUAUCAAUGCCUUUCGCAGAGUAUCUUUGUGGCCCUGGGCAAGCACAUCCACACCUCUCCCUCCCUGACUACGUCUCUGAGAACACCAUGUAUGAUCUCCAGCCACAGAAAUACUUGCGUGAUGGGGAGGAGAAAGGGCAGGGCUCUCCAUGCGCCGAUUUUGCUUCAGUUGAAUCAAUCACUGAUGAUGAUGCAAUUGGUCUCUCAGCUUAUGGCGGUAAUUCAUCCUCUCCGUCUCCGACAAAUGUGUCCUCUACCCUCUGGGGUGAUUCCGGGACCGCCAGCGCCGCUCGUAAACCCGGAAUCCAGAUUGACCUGAAGACCGUGCCCAUAAAUCGUCCGGAUGAUUUUCCUGUUGCUCAGCUCGUUGAAAAGUCGACUCUGGACCAAGCCCAGGCGGAGGCACUUAAGGCUGCGCUAACUCAGGAGAUUGCUUUGAUUCAAGGGCCCCCAGGCACGGGAAAGUUUCUCGAAGGGAUUCUGAAGGAGAGAGUGACGAAUAUUGUUCGGGUGGGUCAUCGCUGCAAGAAUGAAGCGUUGAUACCGUAUAACUUGCAUGAGAUUCUAAAGAACGGGAUUUCUAUUCCAGCAAAACAAUCACGAGGACUACGCCGGGAGGAAUUUCGCACGAUCAACACUCUAGAAAUGUUGGGGACAAAAAUUGGUCAGAAGUCUCGGAACAGAUUUAGGCACGGGUGCAUGGACUGGGCAUAUGUGAAGGAAUAUCUAAAGAACUUCCACCCAGAUCAGCACCAGUCCUUGAUUGGAGAAUCUGACAGUGAGACUGAGACUGAGAGUGAGGAAGGUGUCGAUCCAGAUAAGCCGAUGGCAGGAGGUGAGAGGAGUGAGCCGGAGGAAGGAGAAAUAGGUGGCCGGCAUCCAAACCAGCAAGAUCUAUCUGAAGAUGACAAGUGGCAUCGUUGGCUCAAAGGGUUUCCUUCUCCUCAUGAUAAAGGGACAUUUGCACACAAGUCCAACAACCAGCAGUGCUCAUUUGCCGACGAGAACCAAAGUAACAUCAUUGCGGUGGUUGAAAAGAGUGGGAAGUUAUGGCAUCAUACUGGUGGUUUUAGCACGGAGAAGGUGCGAGAUAUGCCGAGCUUGUCAGACAUGGCUAUGGUAGACUGCCAAUCACAAGUGCAGGCGAUGGACACGGCCGGCGACGAAAAUAUCCCAGAGGUGGAGGUCGAUAGUCUUGCCGGGGAAAGACGCUCUGAAAAUGUGAGCGGUAUGCAGAUGGCCGUUCAAAAUGCAUUGCCUGUCGAGGAAGGGAAACCUGCAGCAGUUGGCAUGGACACAGGGCACUUUUUUGCCUGCUCCAGCAAUAUUGUGAUCCAGCAGACGAUUGAGGAAUUGGUGAAUGUGAAGGAUGUUUGGAGUCUAACUCAUGCAGAACGAACAAGGCUUUGUGACCACUGGCUGGAGAUGAAGGACCUGCUAAAUGGCAUACGAGAAGCCAAGGAUCUGGACGUGCUGCGUAAUGCAGAUGUUGUUGGAAUGACAACCUCAGGGGUUGCAAAAAGCUUGCGGCUUGUGAAAGCUCUCGGACCUCGAAUCGUCGUGGUGGAGGAAGCUGCAGAGGUGCUAGAGGCUCACAUUUUGGCAUGCCUCUCGGAGCAUACUCAGCACCUCAUUCUCAUCGGAGAUCACUUGCAACUUCGGCCGAAGGUGGAGGUUUACGAUCUGCGGAAAGAAUCUCAAAAGGGCUAUAAUCUCGAUGUCUCACUUUUUGAAAGGCUUGUCAGACAUUCAAACUUUCCCUUUUACACACUAGAAGAGCAACGACGAAUGCGGCCAUGCAUUGCAGAUCUUGUGCGGAAGACAGUUUACCCCAAGCUCCAGGAUCAUCCCUCUGUCAUGACUUACCCGCCUGUUCGCGGAAUGGUUCAUGACCUCUAUUUCUGGAACCACGAUCAUCCUGAGAGUGGAGAAGAUGAGAGCCUAGGGCACUCUAGGUCAAAGACCAAUGAGUACGAAGCGGCCAUGGUUGCAGGGAUUGCAAAGUAUUUGUUUACACAGGGAUACAAGCCCAACGACAUCACGAUUCUGACACCAUACCUCGGUCAGCUACACAAGCUAAGGUCUGUGCUGUCAAAAGUCAUGUAUGUGCACGUGGAUGAGCAAGACGAAGAACAGUUGAUAAUUGCACAGCUGAGCACAGAUGGAGCAGCAGCAGGAGGAGGAGGAGGAGGAGGAGGAGGAGGAGGAGGAGUUGGAAAGGAGACAAGGAACACAGCCGGUCCAGCAGGACCCAGAAUUGGCAAGACAGAGGGGGAAAAGCAUAGUGGAGGCCAGGCUCAUUUAGUCACUGGAACUACCCUUAUCUCAACAAGACCUCUGAGAGACUCCGUUUGUAUCGCAACAAUCGACAAGUAUGCAGUUUCUUUCUGUUGAGUCUUCCCGAACAAUGACAAUU